Molecule: messenger RNA, 78 nt
Organism: Blumeria graminis f. sp. triticale
Lineage: Eukaryota; Fungi; Ascomycota; Leotiomycetes; Helotiales; Erysiphaceae
Source: the annotation of a GenBank genome assembly
AUGAUCCCGUGUAAAUUGAGUUAUAACACGAGCCGUGCUACAUCAUAUUUAUCAUUUCCGUUCAUAGCAGCUUCCUAA